AUGCCCUUACCCAUGUGCCAUCCAUCUCCUUGCGUUCUCCCCUGCAGUGAUUUGUCGUAUCUUCGGGCGGUGGAGUUCCCUGCCUGGGUGACUCACCUCUCCACUCUUCAAUAUCUCAACGUGAACGCGGACGAGCCGCGGCGGCAGGGCUUGUUGACGGAUGACAUGUCGCACCUCACAGCGCUCACUUCCCUAUCCCUCAAAGGCAACAACCUGGACGGCUACCUGCCUAAGAGCUUCUCCUCGCUCCUCAACCUGCAGUACCUGGCGUUGAAUUACAACCAUCUUCAAGGCACCAUCCCCGCCACCCUCUCUGCCCUAACAGCCCUCACUGCAAUAGAUCUCUCAUUCAACUCUCUGUCUGGUUCCAUCCCCCCUGUCUUCACCACCAACAUCCAAAGCAUAGCACUAGGCUACAACGCCUUUAGUGGCCCCAUCCCGCCUCACCUGGCACUGCCCCAACUCUCUACCCUGACGCUGUCCAGCAAUGAGUUCACGGGCGCCAUUCCCACCACCUUCACCCGCCUCACUGCCCUGAGUGUGCUGGGCGCGUUCAACAACAGCCUGAGCGGAGGCCUGGACGUGGUGGCUCAAAUGACAUGGCUCACUGGCAUAAGCCUCCACACCAACAGCUUCUCCGGGGUGCUUCCAGCAGCCCUCUCUGCUAUCACAGGGCUCAAGUUCAUAACCAUCGCUAACAACCACUUCACGGGAGAAUUUCCCCACCCUCUUCUGCACACCCACCACCUUGCUGUACUGGAUGUGAGCAACAACAGCUUCUCUGGGUCCAUCCCCCUGCAAUUGACCGAGCUACUGGAGCUCAUAGACAUCAAUCUCAAUGACAACAACUUUUAUGGAUCAAUCCCGUCUGGCCUCUUCCGCCUCCCCAUGCUUUACUCAUUGCAAGUGGCAAACAACUCUCUUUCCGGGAACCUUCCAGUUGCGCUUAGGGCCUCCUCCACACUUGCCACGCUUAGCCUCGCAGGAAACGGCUUCGCAGGCUCCCUACCAGACUUCUCGCGGUGGAAGGGCAGCUUUCAAACGCUGGCGCUGAGCAACAACAACUUCACAGGGACCAUUCCUGACUCCAUCUCCACGCUUUCCACUCUGCAGGCCAUCAUCCUGGACAACAACCAACUGACGGGGACCAUUCCAGCUACCAUCUUCAAUAUGACGAACCUACAAUCUCUCUAUCUGGCCAACAACCGCCUGACUGGCAGUCUGCUGUCUGCCAUCAGUCGCUUGGAGAAGCUCCAACAGAUCUGGCUGGACAACAACAGCAUCGAGGGCCCUCUGCCAUCUGCCAUCUGCUCGCUGCCCUGGCUGUGGCGCAUCAUGGUGAGCAACAACCAUCUCUACGGGCCUCUGCCAGACUGUCUCUUCGACAAGUGCAUCAACCAGAUCGAUGUGAGCAACAACAGCCUGUACGGGCGCAUCAGCCACAACUUCAACAGCAUGGUGGCAGACGGCGACGCGCUCAUCAACCUCGCACACAACUUCUUCUAUGGCGACGCCGUGCUCUUUGCCGCGGGCUGCCAGGUGUGCCCCGAGGAGAUCUCCCAGCGCAACCAGCUGCAGCUGGGAGACAGCAGCGUGCACGUGGCAGGGAAGUGUGGCGACGCAGCCUUCGGAGGCCAGCGAGACUACUCGGUGGCGGGGGCAGGCAAGGGCGCGAAGGGGAGUCUCGCGGGCAACUGUCUGGCCCUCAAACGGGAUGUCAAGUGCCCGUCCAACGCCACCCAGCGCAGCACGGCAGCCUGCCAGGCGUUCUGCAGCAUCACUGACAACGGCCCAUGUGAUGGCCGUGGGGAGUGUGUGCCGCCUGCUCCAGACGCCCCUGCCACCUUCACAUGCAUGUGCGACGCCGGAUACUCCUCCGUGGACCUAGGCAACGGCUCCACAUGCGCCAUCACUGCUGUGUCUUCACUGUCAACAGGUGCCAUCAUGGGCAUUGCUGUGGGGUGCUUCUCGGGGUUCACUCUGCUCACUGCUGUGCUCGCCUGGCUACUAUGGCCCCGUCGACAGAGGAAGUGGGAGGGGCUGGACCUGUGCGAGCAGUUCUCACUGCAGCAGCUGGUGAAGGCCACGGACAACUGGGCGCCUGAGAACUUGCUGGGGAAGGGCGGCUUUGGCACCGUGUAUAAGGGGAUCUCGCCGCAGGGACAGCUGUGGGCUGUGAAGCGCACCACUGUCAUGACCAACGAAUUUGAGACGGAG
Messenger RNA from Closterium sp. Yama58-4, 2217 nucleotides. Lineage: Eukaryota; Viridiplantae; Streptophyta; Zygnematophyceae; Desmidiales; Closteriaceae. The record is from the annotation of a GenBank genome assembly.